Rhodamnia argentea is the source of this 1415-nucleotide messenger RNA. RefSeq names its product 2-oxoglutarate-Fe(II) type oxidoreductase hxnY. The record is from RefSeq and is a predicted model, not a curated record. Bases 169 to 1101 code for a protein of 310 amino acids. NCBI's taxonomy places the organism in Eukaryota, Viridiplantae, Streptophyta, Magnoliopsida, Myrtales, Myrtaceae. The transcript is spliced from 11 exons.
UAAAAUUUCAACGCGAGAAAUCAACUUGAAAAGUCAAACAAGGAUAACCUCUGCACGUCUUCUUCCACUUCCCUCUUUCCAAAACGCACCGUCGUCGGUGUCGAGGGACAAGGCUCACAUCGCGGUGCACUGUCGGCGGAGCUGUGAGAAGGUUGAAGAAAGAAUAUUAUGGCGGCGGCUCUGAAACUUCCAAUCAUAGACUUGUCUUCGCCGGACCGCCUGUCCUCCGCCACUUCAAUACGCCAGGCUUGUAUAGAGUAUGGCUUCUUUUACCUGGUGAAUCAUGGCGUUAAGGAAGAGUUGCUCACCAAAGUGCUCGAGGAAAGCAAUAAGUUCUUCUCAUUACCCUUGGAAGAGAAAAUGAAAUUGGCUCGGAAGGAACAUAGAGGCUACACUCCCUUGUAUGCUGAGAUCCUAGACCCUUCCUCAAACUCCAAAGGUGACCCAAAAGAGAGUUACUACAUUGGCCCUCUAGAAGAUUCUUCGCAUCAAAAGAAUCUGAACCAAUGGCCUCCUGAAGAUAUGAUGCCAUCUUGGAAAUCUACAAUGGAAUCCUACUUCAGAGAAGUAGAGUCUGUAGGGAGAAAGCUUCUCUCUUUGAUUGCUACGUCACUGAACCUGGAGAAUGACUUCUUUGAGAAAAUAGGGGCUUUAAACAAACCUAGCGCAUUCCUUCGUCUUCUACACUAUCCAGGUGAAGUAAUGAUUUCCGAAGAAGAAAUUUGUGGUGCAUCUGCACAUUCUGAUUAUGGAAUGGUCACUCUACUGGCAACUGAUGGAGUUCCAGGGCUGCAGGUCUGCAGAGAUAAAGAUAACCACCAGCGAUGCUGGGAGGAUGUUCCUCAUAUAAAUGGGGCAUUCAUUGUAAAUAUUGGCGACAUGAUGGAGAGGUGGACUAACUGUUUGUUCAGGUCAACACUUCACAGAGUGAUGCCAGCGGGACAAGAACGCUAUUCAAUGGCUUUUUUCUUUGAUCCAAACGAAGAUUGUGUGGUAGAGUGCUUAAAAAGUUGCUGCAGUGACUUGUUUCCUCCAAGGUUUCCUCCGAUUCGGAGUGGAGAAUACUUGAGAGAACGGUUCCGGCUCACAUAUGGAGCGUAGUUUAACUCUUGUCCAAGCAAACCGAAGUGUCCUACAUUAAACUAUUAUUUGGAGUGUCAAUAGUAACAUGACGUUCGACCGGGCAUUUCGACUUCUACUCUGACGCCAUACAUAUCUGGGUCCGCACAUGACCAGUACGAUGAUUAGGGUACAAUUUCACUUCGUUUCCUCCUUGUCUUCUCGGCUCUCCCCCUUGGUCGCAGCUCUCCUUCAUGCUAGAGCUUUCUCGCUCCCCACCUUGUUGAACCAGAGGUAAUCAGUUUCCGAUUUGGUCCAGUUCCUAGACAGUCCAAUGGAACCGGUCACAUAUGCUU